Prorocentrum cordatum is the source of this 2180-nucleotide messenger RNA. The record is from the annotation of a GenBank genome assembly. Lineage: Eukaryota; Dinophyceae; Prorocentrales; Prorocentraceae.
GGCGGAGCACGCGCCGCCCGCCGCCGCCCCGCCGCCGCCAGCGCGACGCGCGCGCGGCCGAGCCGAGCAGGGCGGGGCCGCCCCCGGACGACGCCCGCCGUGCACCAGCGCACCGCAGCAUGGCCUUCCUGCUGCUCGGCGGCGGCGGGGGCGCGGCCGCCGUGGACUACGCGGCGUCCAAGCUGGCCGGCCCGGCGGGGCUCUGGAAGCAGGCCGCCUCGGAGUGCAGCGACAGGGCCAAGAGGAAGCCGCAGCGCCCGUUCGCCGAGUGGUGGGCCGAGCACAAGGCCGCUCCGCCCGGCGACCGGGACGGCGCCGCCCUGCGCGCCCGGCUGCGCGGCGGGGUGCCGCCGGAACUGCGGGCGGAGGCGCGGCCGUCGUCGUCGUCGUCGACCAGCCCGGAGAAGAGAGGAGCCUCUUCCGCAGCGAGGACGUGCCAGAGAGCGUCGCCAAGCUCAUCGACACCGACGUACCCCGCACAUUCGCUCACUCGCAGGAGAGUUCAAGGACGCGUGCAGCGCGGACAGGCUGCGCAGCGUGCUCCGGCGCUUCGCGGCGGCCAACGCAGACAUAGGAUACGUGCAGUCGCUGAACUUCUUGGCCGGCAUCCUGGUGCUCGUCCUCGGCGCCGACGAGCAUGUGCCCGCCGCCAUGGGCGCGCUCGUCGCGUUGCUGCGGGCCCGCCAGUGGUACGCGGAGGGGAUGGAGCAGCUGCGCGCCGACGCGCUGGUGCUGCGGGACCUGCUGCAGGAGAGGCUGCCCGUAAUCAACGGCGCGUUCAGGACCGGACACACGACUUCGAGCCCCUGCUCGUGACCCCCAAGUGGUUCCUGUCGCUCUUCUCGAUCCGGGGCGAGGCGCUCCUGCGGGCGUGGGACGCCGUGCUCGCCGACGGCAUCGAGGCCGCGUUCCGCAUCGGCCUGGCGCUCUUCGCCCGCAGGGAGGAGGAGACGAUAGUCCGCGCGGACGCCAUUGAUGACAUUGCGGCCCUGUUCUUGUCGCCCCAGGGCGAGGUUCCGCCAGAUGUUCUCCUGGCAGCUGCCUACCACAAGUCGCUGCUCGGAUCCGGCAUUGACAAGUCGGAGCUCGAGAAGAGGCGGUGCCGCGCCUUGUCCAAGAUCUCCUCCAGCGACAGCAAUUCGCCUGGAGGCGGCCUCAUGGCCAAGAGGGCAAUGGUGCCCUACCUGUUCGCGAGGGGCACGCGCGACCUGAUGGACGCUGGCCGCAAGGAGCGCGGCGGCUCCGAGGGCUACAAGUUCGGCGAUAUGUCGAGGGGCAUCGCGUCGAGGGUGGAGUCCAAGCUCAAGGAGAGAGCGGCGGCGACAGCUUCGGUGGCUUCUCCCGCGGCGUCGCAUCGAGGCUGCAGGCAACGUUCGGCGGCGGCCUCGGCAGCCGCCCGCCCGGCGAGCGGCCCGCCGGCGAGGGCGGGGAGUGCCCCCCGCCGCCCGGGGGCGAGGGCGCCGCCCGGGCCUCGCCGCUGGUGGGCACGUGGCGGUACGGCGAUUGCGAGGUGCUCUGCGGAGGGAAGCGAGGGGCCGUCUGGCCGCCACCACCACCACAGGUGCGGGUCGCAGAGGCGGGCCAGCCCUCGGCGGGCGGGGCCGCCGAGCUGCGCUUCGAGGAGCGCAUGGUGUGGGGCGGCAGGAUGUCUGGAGUGCUGCGCCAAGAGGGCGACUGGCACGUCGGGCCCGCGGUGGCGGACGGCGAGGAAACGGUGGGCACCAUGCGCAUGCGGCUCAGCGACGACACGGGGCUGCUGGUGGCCAGCUUCCGGGCGGCCGGCGAGACCGUGUGGAGCGAGGACGCUUUCGCAAGCAGGGUGGCGGAGCGGGCUGACUGACCGCGAGUUUGCCGCCCAGAUGGAGGACAUGCCCGACCGAAGGGUAGGCCGGUCUCACCGCCCGCGCCGUCCGCCUCGGCACCGCAGCGCCUGGGCCCCCCCGCCACCCGCCCCUCGUGGCGUCGCGCGCGCGCGCGUGCCGACGCCCAACACCAACCGCUGCAUUCGCCACGUUCGCAGGGCAGCCCUGCGAAGGUCAUGAGGCGUGUACAGUAUCGCUGUCCGAUAUAUAGCGUAGAACGCAAUUCCAGUGGUGCUCUCCGCCGGUGUCUCGAGGGCAGUUCCAGUGGUGCUCUCCGCUGGUGUCUGGAGGCUUGUGGUAGCACACGUGGCACGAAAC